Molecule: messenger RNA, 1941 nt
Organism: Fusarium mangiferae
Lineage: Eukaryota; Fungi; Ascomycota; Sordariomycetes; Hypocreales; Nectriaceae
Exons: 4
Coding region: 1-1941 (646 amino acids)
Biological process (GO): proteolysis
Molecular function (GO): serine-type endopeptidase activity
Source: RefSeq, a predicted model, not a curated record
AUGGCCGACAAUCCAACAUGCGGAGCCCCGCACACAGCCAAGCUUCACAUGUCCGGCUUCAAGCAAGACCGCCUCGUGAUGGACAUCAAGACAUGCCAAGAGACAGACUCAGUCUCCGCCGUCUUCACAAGAUCAUUCAACCGGCCUUCUUCGUCUAAACCCUUUCGCUCGCGUCAGUUAUGCUCCACUGCCUCGUCGGAUGGUGCGAGAUCUGGCGUAUUAGGUGUCUCAUUCGAUCCAGAAAUGAUGUGGGUUGAUUCUGGGGGAGGGGUAGAACUGCCAAGUAUCGUGGAACACGAAGAGUCUCUAAAUCAACAUCUCACCGAGAAAAGCUUGAAAGCCAGGUACCGCAAACUGGCCUCAGUACUCCUCGCGGCUUCAGUAUUCCAGCUUAGCAACAGUCCAUGGAUCGAGCAACGCCUUGAACUAGAACACAUUUAUUUGCCACCACCCGUCAACAAAGAUCUUCAGCAGUGGUGUCCCAGAAUCCAUUGCACUCUGGAAUCCAAUCAAGAUAGAAGACUGCAGAGCGACAAUAUUGCAGCCCUUGGAGUUCUUGUCAUGGAACUGGAGGCCAAUGGCAAGGCCAGUUGGAGUGCCGGAGAAGCAGACGAAGUCUCUGGGAAAGGAUCAAAUAUCUCACGUUUGACUCGGAUAUUGGGGGACUCCGAGUGGCAGAGCGACGUCGAUGAUAAGUAUCGUCAGAUCGCCAAAGCAUGCCUCGAAUUCAACACCCUAGUUGACACCCUCGAUCAACCACGCAUUUCCGCAGACAGGAAAGGGUUGGCUAUCAUCUACAAAAAGAUCCUGGUGCCGUUAUAUGACCAGCUUGUCGAUAGUUUCGAAGAGUGUGCGGACCUCUUCGAUGACAUAUUGGGGCCUGGGCGCCCUUUGGCCCCGCCAGUGAGUAAGCCCUUAGCAGUGGGAGAAAGACCGAUCUUAUUCGACGAUGAAGAUGAUACACCAAGCGAACAAGAAAAAUGUUUCAAUAGGAAAAAGUCCAAGGCGUUUCUCGAAGACCUCGGUCCGCUUGCAGCAUUCAUCAAAAGCAUUCGGCCGGAGAAACCUCAGCUUGCCCAGAAACGGCACCCCAGGAUACGAAUUGCAGUUCUGGACUCCGGUGUCAGUAAGGAAAUCGCCCUCAUCAACGGAGCAAUUGCGACCAAACACAUCAAUAGCUCCAAAAGCAAGAGUUUCGUUGACGCGGAAGACAGCUGGCAACAAGACACCCACGGCCAUGGGUCACAAAUGGUGCAACUGCUUCUCAGGACAGCCCCGACAGCUGAAAUUUACGUUGGCAAGAUAUGCACAGGCAAGACCGUAGAGGCGGGAUACAUGAACAGAAUUGCAAAGGCGAUCGACUGGGCUGUCAAUGAAUGUGACGUCCACAUAAUCUCAAUGUCUUUCGCCUACGAGGAAGACAACGCUAUGAUUGACGCGGCACUCGCAAACGCCAUCCGCCGCGACAAGCUGAUUUUCGCUGCAGCCUCCAACAAGGGAGGUCUGAAAGGGCGCGCCAGGCCUGCGCGUCGCGAUGGUGUGAUUUGCAUCCACGCGACAGACACCUUGGGCAACAAGGGCAAGAUGAACCCCUCGCCGCUGGACAGGGCUGACAACUUUGCCACUUUCGGCGUGGCCGUUCCUCUGAGAUGGGGAGGAGACGAUAUUUACAAGUCUGGUACCUCGUACGCGGUACCCAUUGCAGUCGGGUUUGCAGUGAUGGCCAUUGAGUUCACGACGCAUAAAUGCACAAACAUCCCCCGACACAAACGGGACGCUGUGUAUCAGAAACGGGGAAUGGAGGCAAUAUUUCGAAAGAUGGCUGAGUCGAGGGACGGAUACGAUUUCAUCCACCCCACUCGGAUCUGGGAGAAUUGGGGCACUCCGCCUGCGGACGGUGAGGCGGCGAGGACAAUCGGAGAGGCUUUGAGAUACCUGUGA